CUUUGGAUGGCCGCAGCCCCCCUAGAGCUGAGUCUCUCUCUCUCUCUGUCUCCCCCUCUCCCUCUGCUCCUUUCCACAGCAUUGCAGCAGUCGAGCGUCCAGCAGGCUCCUCGCUCCUCCCUCCUCCAGCUUCCCGGGCCUCCUCGACCGCUGUCCCUCCAGCAUCCUCGCCACCGCCCCAGCCAGCACCAUGGCCAGCACCGUGUCAGCCUACAAGGAGAAGAUGAAGGAGCUGUCUGUGCUCUCACUGAUCUGUUCUUGCUUCUACACUCAACCACACCCCAACACCAUUUAUCAGUAUGGAGACAUGGAAGUUAAGCAGCUGGACAAGAGGGCAUCGGGCCAGAGCUUUGAGGUGAUCUUAAAGUCACCUUCGGACCUGUCUCCCGAGAGCCCUGUGCUCUCCUCUCCCCCCAAGAAGAAGGAUGUCUCCUUGGAGGAGCUGCAGAAGAGGUUGGAGGCUGCAGAAGAGAGGAGGAAGACCCAGGAGGCCCAGGUGCUGAAGCAACUGGCGGAGAAGCGCGAGCACGAGAGGGAGGUGCUGCACAAGGCCCUGGAGGAGAACAACAACUUCAGCCGACUGGCCGAGGAGAAGCUCAACUACAAGAUGGAGCUGAGCAAGGAGAUUCGUGAGGCUCACCUAGCCGCGUUGAGGGAAAGGCUCCGUGAGAAGGAACUGCACGCAGCUGAGGUCCGCAGGAACAAGGAGCAGCGAGAGGAGAUCUCUGGUUAAAGGGCUUUUCUACACAUUUAGCACCUGGGUCCUGAUAACAACAAAAAAAAACCCAACCCACAUUUUAUUUUUACUUUGAGUUUGUCUAUAUGCAACUUGGGUUCUUCCCUGCCUCUUCCCUUUGCCCAUCCCUGUGUUAAUCCCCCAGCUUUACGCUUCUCUCUCUCUCUCUGCAACCUUAAUUAUCCAGUCCUUGUUGGGGCUCACAGGCCAUACACACCUCUAAGCAGAAUAGUAUCUAGUUCACAUGAAUAUAGAGUCAAUCAGUCAAGUCAAUCACCUGAUCAGGUAAUCUGCUUCUUGUGGGGUUUUUGGUUCCUUUGGAGAAUCUUUCUUAUACCAAUGUGAAGAAUGAAGACAUUAAUAAAUUCAACCAGCAGUGGCACGGACAUGUGGAUUUCUUAUCCAGAAGUUCAUUACCAUUUCUUUGUCAUUUAAAGGGAAUUGACUCUGAGCCACCCAAAUUCUUGGGUGCCCUUGUGAUCAUUUCUUCUCGGGGAAAAAAAAGGAAAAAAAAAAGAGUGCUGGCCUAUCCAGUUAUCUUUAGUACUGGAAUAGAAGAGGAAGAGAAGAAGGAAGUGGAUAGCAUGGGGAGUUGUUCCCUUCUCUGGAUCACUGAUUUCCAGUUUAAACGUCACGAAGUUAAUUUGAAAGUUGUCGCCAUCCAGUGGCUGUUUCUUGGCCUAGGUAGUGGUAAAUCCAUGUUUUCGUGGGCCCCACUCAGAAACUCCCUUCAAACUCAUUGUACGGAACCACCAGAGAUCAGUUUCUGAAGGGGUGUGGAAACUAAAGGAUUUUUUUAGACACAGCCCUUCUAGGUUAAAGUUUAGUCUGGGAAGUCACGGUUGCCCUUUUGCCACCUGGGUUGAACCCACUGAGGUGUAUUGUUACUGCCCAGCUGACCCUGCAUCACAGACACUGAAAUUCCACUCACAAAAACAUUGGGGUGGGGAAUUCAAGGUUUGACCCAGCAAGCAGCAACACCGAGGGACCCCCUCCAAGAUUCAGAGCAGGAGUGUGGCAAGACUGCUGAGGUCUAGCUAUGAUGAGGUAAUUGAGACCCAUUAAAAACUCUAGUUGCUAAGCUUGUAGGAAACUGCUGGGAAGAUGGCAGUUUCGGGAAAGGGAUCUCGAGUCAGAUGAGAGAGAAUACAGGCUGGUCUCAUUUCUGGACUUCUGCCAAGAGGAGGUAAAAAGAGCUGAGUUUGAGGUAAUCUGUCCAAUUGUCUGGGUAGCCACUCAAGCCACCACAGCCCCUUUAUGUGUCAACCAGCAUCCCGUUGGCAAAAGGACACUUGUGAACACUUACUGAACUUGUGCAGGUCACACAUUAAAUGCAGGUGCAGAGUUUGGAGCACAUGAGAGGGUGGAUUCAAUAUAGAGCAAAGAAAAGAUACAAGGCAACUGGCCCAGGUCAUAAUUGGCAUUUCAUCCUUGUGCAAUAGAAAGGUUUGCUGGAGUUCCACUUCCCAAGAAUUGAUAUUGAUAUUGACCACAAAAUUCAUGUUAACUUUCAUAAAUAUCUAAAACCUUCUCCAAGGUGGCUGGGGUCUAGCUCUCCCAAGACAAUCCAAAGAGGAAAGAAAGUCCCAAUUUCUACGCGUGACCAUGAUGCAACUUUUUCCUCAAAUGCAGCCUCCUGCUUUGAACAGCUCUGGGCAUGGCAGCCCUGAGAAUACUUCUCCUUGGUGGCUACGAGGGGAUGGCAUGGGUGGGGUGAGAUGAGUAGGUAGCGGUGAACACAAAAGCCAUGGGUCAUUGACUAGUAGUUUAGAUGCUUUUUGGAGAAUGGCCAGCUUAUCUUGCGGGGAGGGAGGAAGGGGAGUUUCUGCAAUGAAAUAUUCAGAGAAGGUGACCCUGCUUGGAUUUCACCCAGAUAUUGCUUGACGUGAGACUUGGUGAAGUCCAGGGUGAGUCUGACCUUUCUCCAAAGUCCGUAUUUCCUCCGAGACAGAAAUGAGCAGAUCGCUAUAAAAAGGACAGGUCAAUUAAUAUUCAUCUUUGUCAUGCUACUAAGUUCCCUUCUCCUUAAAUGCAGGUGUUACCUUAGAGUUUGGUUUGAGUGAACCUGGACCACCAAGGGAUGGCAGAUCAGGUUUCCUUUCGGAACACCUGGAGUGAACCCUAGCGGGAACCAAGGAGUGGGAAGGUAAAUUGGAUUGGAUUUCAUUAGCGCCCCCCCGCCCAAAACCUGAUGUUGAACAAAAUCCAAGACCGACAUACAGUAUCCUGGAAAUUUCCGUUGGCCUUACUCCUUGAAAACAAGUUGUUUGUCCAGCUCUGACACGGAGGGUUUCCUAUUGCGUGUCUGGGAGUCAACUGGCCACCAAAAAAAGGCAAAAAAAAAAAAAAAGGCAAAAAAGAAAGCAAAAAAAUAUAGCUUUGAGUGACAGAAGAGGGCUCGGCCCAGAUAACCUCUCAUUGACAGAGCGGCUCAUUCAGUUAAGAGGAAGAGAGAGGAGCAGGGCAGGGCUGACCUAAGGCGAUUCAGCCAGUCUGGUGGAAGUGGUUCCUGUGCUUGUGAGGAGGCCCCUAACUGCUACGAUGUCUGCAGUGUGGAGGUUGGGGUGGGCAAGGAGGGAGGCCUGUGAGGGCCAGUGAAACCUGUGGAACGUAGCCAUAGCCUUGCAGGGGGAUCAUUGCUUCCUCUGUCACACAGCACUGCACCACCAAGAUUGCCUCUAUGGAGAUCCGGAGAUAAUAAUUAGGGUUUAGCUGGGACCAAAGGCUGCUAAAAGUACUUUAUGGAACAGGGAAUGGGGAAGGGGAACUGAGGGUUGAAUUUCUUAAUAGUCACCGUUACCAGUUUCUAUCAGGUAGCAGUUCAUAGCGAAAGCCUCGUAUAAUAAUGCAGACUCAUCUCAUCCAUAUAGGAAAAGGUAAAUUUUAAAACAGUUAAACUGCUUAUAAAUUAAAUGAACAAAUAAAAACCUGUGUGUGCAAGAUAUGGUUGAAACUGUCAAAAUGUCCGUGCCCUGCAUUCGUGGGAUCUGGGAAACUGUCUGCAAGAUAUUAACUCUGUCCUACUCUGUGGCUCUGAGUGUUUUGCUUGGUAUGUAAUUUCAACCUGGAGCUUGUUGUAAAUACUGUUUUUAUUACUAUAAUUAUUAAUUGCUAUGAUCAUGAUGAUGAUAAGAAAUGUUGUAUUCAUAAGCACGAGUUUGAAAACAACAAAACCAUUUUCCUCUCUGGCAAACUCUAGGGGCCCAACAGUUUCAAGGUGCACCUGGAAGGAGUGAAGCGGUGGGUGGGGUUGGGGGUUGUAUGGAGGUGAAACCUAGCUUCACCCCUUUGCCGAGUUUGGGAGCUAGUGCUGAGGACUUUUAUCCACAUCCACUAACCCCCUUACAUCUUGCUGGCUGAGAUACCAGCCCAAGGGAAGUGCAAGCCUCAGAGAAGGUUAAUGAGCAGGUUAAUUGAUUUUAGGGGGACCUGGGGGAGUCUUACAACUUCAGAAGCACAGGCAGCUGGAAAGAGGGCCCUGACCACCUUCAGGGUCAAGACCCAGAGCAGGGCCCCUGGUUUCUGUGAGAGAGGAUGGGAAAUUUCAACUUCCUCACUUUACUUCCUGGGUACUGCUGGCAAAUGCAGCUGACUUCUUUUGCAGCCACACCAACUAGUUGACUGAACCUUUCUUGAAUGCAGUGGGGCGGGUGGGAUGCGGUGGGGAGGGGGUUAAUGAUGAAUGCCAGAAUCUGCUUCUCCCUAAGCUCUUCUUGAUGGCCUUACCCCUUUCUUUGAUCUCCAGCUCUCCAACCCGGGUCACAUAUUUAUUUUCAUUUAGUUUACCUCCUAGGAUUGUUCUCAGAUGGCUGAGUGCCUGUUGGGACUUUGUGCUUAUCACUGGGUCUCCCCCUUUCUCCAUCCCUAGUGUGGUCUCACUGCCCCUCUUUCCCCCCAUCACUUGUGUCCACCUUGGCUGUACUCUUUCCCAUUAGCGAUGGUUCUCAAAGUAAUCGGCAGGGCCCAGAGCUGAAUCUGACAUUUACCAGAUCAUGUGUACUGGUACAGUUUAUCCCAAGGAUGGGAAGCAGAUCGUGGGUGGGCAUAGGGAGGAAGUAGAUUAGCCUGACGUGUUGGAAACUCUGUGUUUCCAGGGGGACGUGUCCUUCCCCCGGCCAAGUGGAGCAGGCAAGAGAAGACAAUUCACUUGCAUUUUGAGGAUGCUAACUGCAAAACUGAGCCUCUCACCCUCCUAGAACAUUUGAUCACGCACAUUUGCAGCUCUCCCGAGCGCACCAGCACACUAGACCUCCUUCCCCCAUCCCUGGAGUGUAGAGCCAUCUGCUAUCAUACAUAGCUGGACCAGAGAAACCCCAAUUCUUCCUUCCUUACUACAGGGCCCCUUACGAUUCCUGCCCUUUCAGUCGAUUCAGCUCAGGCCGGAUCAACCACUCCUUUGAGGAGAGGAGGAAUCUUAAAAGAAUUAGGCUGUGAGAGUUCUCCCCUGAGAGCAGGAAUACUCCUUUCUCGGCUCCCUACUUCUCACUUCAGUGCCUGGAAGAUGGAAGAUUCUCCUCCCAAGGAAAUUGUAAAGGCUGAAGAGAAAAUGAAGAGGAGGGAGGAGGCAAGACCUCGAAAGAGAGAUGAUGACAAAGGAAAAGGGCCUGGAGGUACAGUCGUGGGAUAGAGGGGGUACUCUAUUAUUUUCUUUGGAAGUCAAGAGUGUUCAGAAAAUAAGUGACUAGCUUUUCUAUAGCCAGAAUGAAAAAAAGAGACCUGACCAGUUAGAAGUGAUCUUAUGGUCACUUCCCACUACCUUUCUUACUUUUGAAUGUGAACUCCUAACUGUUGGCUUAGCGUGGUCCUUGUCUAUUUGGUGCCCACUUUAAAGUCUGCAGCUUCAGGGGAGGGAGAUUGGUUUUGUUGUAAACAAUCCUUAAUAUAGUGGAAAUGUAGAAAACAAAAAACACUGCCUCCAGAAUUUCAAUUAUGAGUAGCUGUCCACAGGUCUGGGUGCUCAUCUAUUAAAAUGGAGGGUAAAAUGAGGGUAUCCCUUUAAGACUCAAAUUUCAAUGUUUCUUUAAUUUAAUUAGAGCACUGGGACAUUGUGACUUUCUAAUUUAGCCUCUGAAUUACAAUGUUCACCUUGGUCUACUGUGCACUAGAGCAUUCCAUUAAAGCUUCAUUGUCUUUAAAAGAUCUUCCACCUAAGCAUGUGAGCAUGCACUGUGGUAUACAUAUAUACAUACAUACAUGGACACACGGAGUGCAUAUGUAUGCAUAGACACACAGCCCAAAAUUCACUUGCAUAUAUCCCCUCAUGAAGUCAGGGAAUGGCUGAUUAUGGUGCUAAUUUACUUCCUAACCAUGUUAGGGGAUGACAUGUUGUAUUAGGACCAAUAAAUUCCAUCUCUGUAGUCAGUUGUCUCAUGUUAUGGAGAAAAGGGGGUGUUGGAAUUUCUGUUGCCAUCAAGUUGAAAGAGAAUAUCCUUCAUUUAAUUAUCACCAGUUUCCAUGAAUAAGAAAAAAAUAUAGCAAGGUUUUGCAAAAACUAUUACUGUGAAGGAAAAUGAGAACCAAAAUGGCACCCAGCAUUUACCCUUGCACUAUAUAUCCGGUUUUGGUUUACAUGUCAUCGGCCUUUUGCGGGAUCCACUCCUCAUGAUGAAACGCGUAUACUUCCAAGUAAACAAAUUGAUAAGAAUCUUGUAAUGGUGUUACAAAUGGACUUCCCGCCACUCUGACAGAGCCUUGUCUGGUUUAUUUAGUGCAUUUCAUUGUCAACUUAAGGUGGUUGUUGUGCAAAAGACGUGAUUAUGAAAAAAAAUAAAGUUGGUAUGAAACCAAA
Molecule: messenger RNA, 6524 nt
Organism: Ornithorhynchus anatinus (platypus)
Lineage: Eukaryota; Metazoa; Chordata; Mammalia; Monotremata; Ornithorhynchidae
Gene: STMN3
Product: stathmin 3
Exons: 5
Coding region: 191-733 (180 amino acids)
Biological process (GO): microtubule depolymerization; neuron projection development; regulation of microtubule polymerization or depolymerization
Cellular component (GO): cytoplasm; neuron projection
Molecular function (GO): tubulin binding
Source: RefSeq, a predicted model, not a curated record